This is a messenger RNA of Carlito syrichta (Philippine tarsier), 2132 nucleotides long. RefSeq names its product neuronal tyrosine phosphorylated phosphoinositide-3-kinase adaptor 1 (gene NYAP1). The record is from RefSeq and is a predicted model, not a curated record. NCBI's taxonomy places the organism in Eukaryota, Metazoa, Chordata, Mammalia, Primates, Tarsiidae. Gene Ontology annotation, biological process: neuron projection morphogenesis; phosphatidylinositol 3-kinase/protein kinase B signal transduction. The transcript is spliced from 6 exons. The annotation marks the transcript as partial.
CGGCUGUGGUCGUCUCUCCCCAGCGCCAGUAAGGAGGUGGCCCCCGCAGGCCCGGUGGGGCCCGGGGCCGGCCCGGGGCCCGGGGUCCGCGUGCGGGACGUAGCCUCGCUGCGCCGCUCCCUCAGGAUGGGCUUCAUGACGAUGCCCGCCUCCCAGGAGCACACCCCACACCCCUGCCGCAGCGCCAUGGCCCCCCGCUCCCUCUCCUGCCACUCGGUAAGCAGCAUGGACGGCGUGGGGAGUGGCCCUGGGGGCGGGCGCGUGGGCCUCGCAGAGGACAGCAGCGCCCGAAGACCCCCGGCCAAGCCCCGGAGACACCCCAGCACCAAGCUCAGCAUGGCAGGGUCGGGGGCGGAAACGCCCCCCAGCAAGAAAGCAGGCUCACAGAAGCCGGCCCCGGAGGGCCGGGAGUCCAGCCGGAAGCCCUUCCCCCCAGCGCCCCCCCGGGGCUCCAGGUUUGGGGUUCUCCCCCCACCGGUCCCGGGCGAAUGGCCACCCGCGUUCCACCUGGAGCUGGAGGGGCCGCAAGCUAAAGCCGAAGCAGGGGAGGCCCCUCCGAUCCGGGAAGAGGGUUUGGGAGCCCCGGCACACACGAGUCUCAGUCCCGCGGGGGGAAAGGAAGCGGGCAGCGCCGGGGUCCCUCCUGGGCGUGGUGUGGGGCUGGGAGGACGGCAGGACCCUGCCGGCUGGGGGCCGGCAUUCAGCUCUCCUUGUCAUCCAGCAGAGGGCGAAGACGGGGCCCGGGCCUGGAAUGGCAGCGCCGAGGGUCCCGGCAAGGCGGAGCGUGAGGACAGGGGCCCUGUGGCGUCCGGGAUCCCGGUGAGGAGCCAGGGAGCCGAGGGCCUGCUGGCCAGGAUCCACCACGGAGGGGACCGAGGAGGGGGUCGCACGGCGCUGCCCGUGCCCUGCCAGACCUUCCCUGCCUGCCACCGCAACGGAGACUUCCCUGGAGGCUACCGCCUGGGGCGAUCGGCCUCCACCUCCGGGGUCCGGCAGGCCGCCCUCCACACCCCCCGGCCCUGCAGCCAGCCCAGGGAUGCCACGAGUCAGCCCCCCCCCGCGCUGCCCCUCCCGCUGCCCCUGCCGCCCCAGCCGGCCCGCGAGCGCGACGGGAAGCUGCUGGAGGUGAUCGAGCGCAAGCGCUGCGUGUGCAAGGAGAUCAAGGCGCGCCACCGCCCCGACCGAGGACUCUGCAAGCAGGAGAGCAUGCCCAUCCUCCCCAGCUGGCGGCGGGGGCCCGAGCCGCGCAAGUCCGGCACCCCGCCCUGCCGCCGGCAGCACACCGUCCUCUGGGACACGGCCAUCUGAGGGGGGCGGGGGACGGGCACCUGGACUGCGGAGCGUGCGGGCUCGCGGCCCGGCUCUCGGGACCCUGCCGCCAGAGGCACUGCGGCCGGUGAGAGCCCAGGGAGGAACCCUGCCCUCCACUCCAGCCCCUCGGGGCGGACCUGCAGUGCCUGGAGAACCGCCCCGGAAAUCUUGGGGAGGGUUUGCUCGAGGUGGGGGUCUUUCCUCCCCCCGGACACGGGAGACCCCUCCUCCUGAGAGGGCCGAGGCCAAGCCUGAAGGUCAGCAUGGGGAAGGAAGGCAGGGGGGUGGGUCGAGUGAAAGAGAGGGACUAGAGUGCCAGGCAAGGGAGCUCUUUUUCUGGAGCCGGGAGUCGGGGAAGGGGUAUUUAUUUUGUUAUUUAUUCUGGAGGGCGAUUCUGGGCCCUUCUGACCUACUCCUGAGCAGGGCGUAGAGAACGGAGCCAAGCUUGCACUCUCCCCAGCGCCAGUGCCUGAAGGCCACCCGGGCCACCCCCCGGCCAGGGAGAGGUCUGUGUGGGGACCCGACUGAAAGAAGGGAGAGGCCCAGGUGAGCUGAGGGCAGCAGGCCGUCUGCCGCAUUCACAGCUUGCCAGAACUUGGUAGUCCGCGUGGCCUCCUCGAAACAGGCGUCUCAUUAGUUCUGGGGUGAGGCUCUAGCAACAGGAAUGGGCGGGAAGACGGGGAAGGAGGGAAACAAACUCUAGCGGGUGGGGGGUGGGCAGGGUAUUUAUUUAAAUUAAGACACAAAACAGAAGAGACGUCAGGAACUUUUUUUUAAUUCCUUUCUUUUCAGAAUAAUAUAUUAAAAGACUCAUGAUCCUA